AUGCGUGCCCUCAUCCGUUUGUUGCUUUGGGUCAGCCUUCGGGCGACGACCUGGUUUCCAGCCCAGCAACAGUCAUUGUCUGCCCGGCACAAACCGAAUAUUGUUUUUGUCUUGACAGACGAUCAGGAUACUCAUCUUGGCUCUUUGGAUUAUAUGCCUCAUGUGCAGAGGCAUCUCCUGAAUAGCGGUACAUACUAUCGCAGCCACUACUGCACGACCAGUGUCUGUUGUCCGUCGCGCGUAACACUAUGGACGGGCAGGCUGGCCCACAACACCAACGUCACUGACGUCAAUCCUCCAUACGGUGGUUACCCCAAAUUCAUCUCCCAGGGCUUCAACGAAAACUACCUCCCCGUCUGGUUGAGGGAGGCCGGAUACAAUACCUACUAUGUCGGCAAGCUGUUCAACGUCCAUACCGUCGACAAUUACAAUUCUCCGUUCCCAAAUGGUUUUACGAGCCAUGAGUUCCUCCUCGAUCCAUACACAUAUGACUAUUUGAACAGUACAUUUCAGCGGAAUUAUGAGGCCCCGAGAAGCUACGAAGGAGAGUAUGUCACAGACGUCCUCGCGCAGAAAGCAUACACGCUUCUUGAAGAGGCCGCCGAAGCCCAAAAACCCUUUUUCCUCACAGUCGCUCCAAGUGCUCCGCAUUGCAAUGUGUUCAUGAAUGGGACAGGCCUAGAUGAGCACCCCUUUUUCGAUUUUGGCGCGCCAAUUCCUGCGAAAAGACACCAACAAUUAUUCGACGAUGCGAAUGUUCCACGAACACCCUCAUUUAAUCCAGAGAUUCCCUCGGGUGCAAACUGGAUCAAAACGCUGAGACGCCAGAAUCAAACUAAUGUCGAAUACAAUGACCAUUUCUACCGUAACAGACUCCGAGCUCUGCAGGCUGUUGAUGAGAUGGUCGAUGGCAUUUUCUCUCGCUUGGAGGGGCUUAGCCUCCUCGAUAACACAUACGUUGUUUAUAGUAGUGACAAUGGCUAUCAUAUCGGGCAGCAUAGGCUCCAACCGGGAAAGUCUUGUGGGUUCGAAGAGGAUAUUAAUGUACCCUUGAUCAUUCGUGGACCAAGUGUACGCGAGAAUGUGACCACGGACAUUGUCACGACGCAUACUGACCUGGCCCCAACAUUUUUCCGAUUGCUCGGAAUCCCCUUGCGAAGCGACUUUGACGGCGAGCCAAUACCUGUGACGAGGGAGCAGAUAGAGUCACCAUAUCUCAAGAGGCAGGAACAUGUCACUGUGGAGUAUUGGGGAUUUGCAGCUGGCGAAGGCAUCUAUGACUUUGACUUGUCCGCUUACAACAACACUUACAAGGCCAUCCGGAUCAAGGGGGCCGGGUACAAUCUUUAUUAUUCAGUUUGGUGCAACAAUGAGCAUGAGCUCUACGAUCUGGAUACCGAUCCACAUCAAAUGACGAAUCUUUUUUCGGAAAAUGAGAAAGUCUCCUCGUCACAUCAUAUACUGGGGAUAGGCAUCCCAAAAGUUGUUCCAAGAUUGGACUCGCUGCUACUGGUUCUCAAGUCCUGCAAGGGCAAAGUAUGCGUCUCUCCGUGGAAGGCGCUGCAUCCUAAUGGAGCAGUCAAUUGUUUGAAAGAUGCGUUAAAUGAGGUAUAUGAUCAUUUCUACGAGGUGGAGCAAAGUACAAGAGUUGUUUUCGAUGAAUGUGUGCGUGGGUACCUUCUCGAUGCCGAGGGCCCGCAAUUCGACUUUGAUCGUGACGGGCAGGGAAACAAUCUUAUACGCGAUGGCCUACUAUGGCACGAAUGGGUCUGA
Messenger RNA from Penicillium argentinense, 1773 nucleotides. RefSeq names its product sulfatase family protein. NCBI's taxonomy places the organism in Eukaryota, Fungi, Ascomycota, Eurotiomycetes, Eurotiales, Aspergillaceae. The coding region runs from base 1 to 1773 and encodes 590 amino acids. Gene Ontology annotation, biological process: phenol-containing compound metabolic process. The transcript is spliced from 5 exons. The record is from RefSeq and is a predicted model, not a curated record. Gene Ontology annotation, molecular function: glycosaminoglycan binding; arylsulfatase activity; N-acetylglucosamine-6-sulfatase activity.